This is a messenger RNA of Actinia tenebrosa (Australian red waratah sea anemone), 2956 nucleotides long. Its product is annotated as ADP-ribosylation factor GTPase-activating protein 1. The record is from RefSeq and is a predicted model, not a curated record. Lineage: Eukaryota; Metazoa; Cnidaria; Anthozoa; Actiniaria; Actiniidae. Gene Ontology annotation, cellular component: Golgi membrane. Gene Ontology annotation, biological process: regulation of endocytosis; regulation of ARF protein signal transduction. Gene Ontology annotation, molecular function: GTPase activator activity.
CAUCACUCACAAAACGUUUAUUUAAAGAAUAAAAUACGUAUCUUUGUUCUCUGGCAAAAUUAUGCCAUACUAGCUAUACAGUCUUUAACAGAGGACUUUUAUUUCCGGUUAUGUACCGGAAGUAAAAUGUAGGACAGUAUCCCAGAAGUCUGCAAGAGCUUGGUUCUGGAAAGGCUACGUAGGAGUUUAGUGAAAAAAUGGCGAGUCCACGAACACGAAGAGCUUUAAAAGAAUUAAAACCAAGAGAUGGAAAUAAUGAGUGUUUCGAAUGCGGCGCUCACAACCCUCAGUGGGUCAGUGUCACGUACGGAAUAUGGAUUUGUCUUGAGUGUUCCGGCAAACACAGAGGACUUGGAGUUCAUUUAAGUUUUGUCAGAUCAGUCACGAUGGACAAAUGGAAAGAUUCUGAAUUAGAAAAGAUGAAGGUUGGUGGGAAUGAGAAAGCCAAGGUCUUCUUUGAUUCACAAUCUGAUGUUCAUAGUGGAAUGUCAUUACAAGAAAAAUAUAACACAAAAGCAGCAGCACUUUAUCGAGAUAAGAUCACAACUUUAUCAGAAGGACGUUCUUGGUCACCAGAGACCUCGUCGGCAAAGAACUGGGUCCCUCCUUUCCACAGAACACCCAGCAGUGCUAACGUCUCAAGCAGAGGGGUGUCAUCUAGUGGAAUGCAUCACAGUGCAUCAACUCCUAGCUUUAUGGGGCUAUCAAGGCAAGAAGUUAAUGCACAAAGAGAUAGCUUCCUUAGCAGGAAACAUGAAGAAAAUGCAUCUAGACCAGAUAACCUUCAUCCAAGCCAAGGUGGAAAGUAUGUUGGAUUUGGAUCAGAGCCUAAUAUGACAGUUGCAAACACAAAUCCCAACACAGGUUGGGACAUGGCUUUAAGCUCCCUCUCAAGUGGAUGGAGUUCAUUUGCUGCUGGAGCUGUUCAGCUUGCAUCUACAGCCUCUACUCAGGCUGUUAAACUUGGAAGCACACUGAAUGAAAAUGUGGUCAAACCAACAGCAGACAAGGCUGCAAAACUGGGAACAACACUGAAUGAUUCUAUAGUGAAGCCAACUACUGAUAAGGUGCAUGAAGGCAAGCUAUUUGAGGAUAUGACAUCUUCCAUGUCGCAAAUAGCAAGCAAGGUAAGAGAUGCAAGCGUAAAGAGCUGGUCGACAGUCCAGACAGCAAGUACCAAAGGUUGGAGCAGUAUACAGAGUUAUGUCGGCCAAAACGAACCAGAGAAUUUAAAUACCAGUAAGGGUUUUUCUGGUGGAGGGUAUGGAAGUAUAAACGAUCCCACACAGAUUACUAUGAAACAAGAAGAGAGUGAAGAAGACUUCUGGGCAUGGGGAGAAACAUCAGCGGCAGGAAAACAACAAGAGGCAAGGGCUGUGAAUCAAGAAACAAGUAAGAUGGUAAAUAAUGGGUCCAAGAAUGGCAGUAGCAGCAGUACAAACCUGCGGAAGCAAUCAAGUAGUGAUUUUGAUGAGUCUUGGGGAUGGGACGACGAGAGCACUGCUAAACCCAAGAUGAAAUCUUCAAGUUUAAAUGGAAAGAAGACCUCCAAAGCUAAGAAAAAUCAAGAUAGUUGGGACACUAAUGGCUGGAGUGAGGAAGGGAAUGAUGACUGGAGUCAGGGUGAUAGUUGGAGUAAUGAAGACUGGACCUCUGUUACUCCGAAGAAGAAUACAAGACAAACGAUACGAAGUGCUGGAAAUGGGAAAAAGGGAGAUUGAUUAAAAUGAAAUAAUUUAUAUCUAAUACAUUAUUGAAUUGUUCACUAAUAUCAAUUAUUAUCAAAAGGUGUGACCAUAGGGUCGUCCUUCACGAAUUUGCAAGAUGUGAUCCUAUUGGAAGGCACACAUGUAUAGAACAAUAGAAAACAAUGACCUUUCCCCAACCCCGCCCCUAAACCUAACCAAUCACAGGGGACGUUGCAAAUUCGUGAAGCCUAACCCUGACCAUAGGGAGCCCAAUUUAGAUUAAAUUGCAAUACUUUUUUGGGCCUUUCAAAAAAUAAUAUACUGUGGUUUUGCAUGAUAUUUCCAUUCAUUUACUUAUAUUAUUUAGCAUACUUUCAUGGUGUCAAACACAAAACCUUCAGUUAAGGGUUUCUUAUCUAGAUAAUUUUUUUCAUCUUGCAAUUUCUAAAUUAGGCUUCCUAUGGUGUGACCAAGAAGAUACCUCCCAAUUUGCAUAAUAAAUUCAGCUCGUGUAGCAGUACCUUAAGACCCUUAAAUGCAGAUACCUAUACUGGCUAGGGGACCAGAGAAAGUGUUAAUAUUAAUAGCAGAAUGUUGUAGAAUAAUUACUGUUACAUUGUGUAUUAAGUCUAUAAUGUGUAGUUCCAGGAAUCAUCCAUACCCACCCCACAGAGGAAUUUGGAAUUUCUGAAGAGUAGGGGGGGUCAGAGAAAGAACAAAAAUUACAGAGUUUGUAUGGAAGGAAAUUGGAAUUUCUGGGGGGUAGGGGGCCAGGGGUGUCUUAAAAAAAUUCCUCCGUGAGGGGGUAUGGAUAAUUUUUGGAACUACACAAUAGAGGAGUGACAGGUAAUGACAUAUUAACACAGCCCAUCUGAGUCCUGAGGCUGGCCCAUCUUUUGAAUGCUCCCCUUUUGCAGACAGCCCAACAAAGCAGACUGGUUAAAGGAGGGGCCAGCAUCUUGACUACACAGCUYCAGGUCUGGAUUUUAUGCUCCACAAUGUCCUGGUCCGUUUUGGUCACAUUUAAAUCAUGAAUAUGUAUGUAAGUGUGCAUCCAUAUUAUAUAGGAACAACUUCAAAGCUUGGUAACUUUCCCAUCUUUUUCUGGGAAAUUAGCAGUUUGCCAGUCGUAAUCCAUUAUUACAUACUAUAUUUCAUUUCUGCAUAUUUUAUUCCAAGGUUUUAUUUUAUCAGGGCAUAUUAGAUACUAAUAGUUUUAGGUUAUUUCAAUUUUAUCUUAUUUAAUUGUGAAUAAUUAAUAAGAAAAA